AUGAAGAACCCAGUCAAGCAAAUGCGCUUCUCAGCGCUCGAAGACUUCCUCGAGUACGUCCAAGAUGUCGCAGAAACCUCCGGCAGAUGGGUCAACUGGCAAAUCAUACGCGGCAAGCGACAUAUAUGGUGGGAGACAGACUGGGACGUGGUAUCCCGAUGGGCGCAAUCGAUCAUCGAGACAGAAGAGCGUCUACGUGAAACCACCCAACGUGAGAACUUCCACAAGAAGUGGAUCCAUAAAUUCCACAACGGCUCCAGCGAAGCAGGAAAAUUCGUUCUACCAGAUUUGAUCGAAGAGUUAAUAGCUCUGGACCACGAGUACACACGUCUCGAGCGGAUAUACGACACGCUCCUAGGGGGUUGUCCCGUGGGACCCAUCAAGAGCGGGUAUAUGUGGAUUCGAAAGCAGCCGCAGUGGUAUCUGAAGAGUGAAUGGUUGCGCCAGGAUUGUGCGAGACGGGUAAGCUUCUUUGUGCUAUGGACCUUCGUACAACUCGACAUCGGCUUCACAGCAUGGGGUCCAAUGCAAGAAGAACUCAACUACUCCAUCGAGAUUCUAAACACCAACGCAGCCGUCAACUACGGCGGCCUCGCCGUAGGCUGCAUCUUCUUCAUGCCGCUAGUCCACAAAUACGGCCGACGCCCAAUCUACAUCCUCAGCAUCUCCCUACAGUUCGCAGCAUGCAUCUGGCAAGCCAAUAUGUCCACCGUCGGCGAUCUAAUGGGCAGCGGCCUGAUAUCCGGCAUCGGCGGCGCGAUCAGCGAGAUCAUCGUGCAGAUUACCAUCGCUGACAUGUUCUUCGUGCAUCAGCACGCCACGAUGAACGGAUGGUAUGCCAUCAUCCAGUCUACGGGCGCAUCCCUUGGUCCCGUAGCUUCGGGAUACAUCGUGGUUGCACAAGGGUGGAGGUGGAUGUGGUGGUGGUGUGUGAUUUUCUUCGGAGUCACACUACUCUGUGUGAUAUUUCUUUUCGAGGAAUCGAAAUAUAUCCCCUGUCUGGAUGGUCGCAAUGUUACCGCGAAUACACAAGUGACCGGUGAACAGUCCAAAUCACACAAAGAUGGGGACGCAGUGGAUUCAAAGAGCGCCCAGGAGACGUCCGCCAGUCGCGUAAAUACCAAUUCGGAUAUUUCGAUCAAACCCUAUUCCCAGCGAAUGGCUUUGGUGACCGUCACCGACGAAGCGCUGUGGCCGCACUACUAUCAACCGAUCGUGACGCUCUUCACUUUCCCGGCUGUUUCCUAUGUGGCUAUUACAUAUGGUUCUACGCUGAGCUGGUUCGCUAUCUUGACUUCGCUACAGGCUUCUUACAUGAUUAUACCGCCUUAUAACUUCAAUGCUGUUGGAGUUGGACUGAUGAAUGUGGCACCAUUUGUUGGCGCCGUUCUCGGUUUCCCCUUCGGUGGAUAUUUGAGCGAUAAAUCUAUUUUGUGGUUAUCCAAGCGCAACGGUGGUAUCUACGAACCGGAGAUGCGUCUGUGGCUUGCUCUGCCUGUUGCCAUUACCAGUCCUACGGGAAUACUAAUAUUCGGGAUGGGCCUUGCCUAUGGUGCGCAUUGGGCUGUUCUUGCUGUCGGAUUUGGAGUCUUUGGAUUUUCACUUGCCGCCAUUGGCGGAAUUGCGCUUUCGUAUCUCAUGGAUUGCUAUCAAGACAUUAUCGGCGACGCGUUAGUUGGAGUGGUUUUCAUGCGAAACAUCUUCUCGGUGAUCGUACUUUUUGUGCUGACACCUUGGGUCAAUAAGAUGGGCCUGCGAGACUUGCAUAUUCUGUGUGCGGUUCUCUCGUUUGUUAUCCUCUUGCUCCCCGUCCCACUUCUCAUCUGGGGUAAGAAGGCUAGGAUUGCCACGGCACCGAGUUAUAGAAGAAUGGCGGCGAAUCAGCUUAGCCAUCGGACCAUCUAG
Molecule: messenger RNA, 1905 nt
Organism: Penicillium hordei
Lineage: Eukaryota; Fungi; Ascomycota; Eurotiomycetes; Eurotiales; Aspergillaceae
Exons: 4
Coding region: 1-1905 (634 amino acids)
Biological process (GO): transmembrane transport
Molecular function (GO): transmembrane transporter activity
Source: RefSeq, a predicted model, not a curated record